CCCCUAGUUCCCAGCGUGCAGGCGGCAGCAGCGCUCAUUAUUACGGUAGUGCUCAGUCGUUUCAGAGCGCCCAUUUCAAGACCCGUUUGUGUGAGGGUACGUUAGGUGCAGGAUAGGUGACCAACACCUCCUGGAUACUGUUGACUUUGCCAAGUGGCACCACCUUUUUGUUUCCAAGGGGUCCUUAGUGUUGAUCACUUGCCGGAGGAAAUGUUGGCCCGAGCUAGAGUCAGCUUUCCUGGGUGGUUGGGCGGAUGUCGUCCAGGUUCUGUGAAAAGCGCCGGGCUAGAUUUAAAGAUUGCCAUCGUCCAGAGAUGUGCAGUGGCAAAGAUGACGAAGAAAGGUUUUGAGUGCGCUGUCAAUGUGUCAGCGAGUGAGGUUUCUUCUGCAACUCAAACAGAGACGGUUGGCUUGCUUGAAAAGCAGAAGACGGACGCAUGGUUGAAAUACGGGCAUGAGGCGCCACCUCAAAAGCCAGCCCAAAAGCGUGCAACCUGGGUGAGGCCCGGCUACAAGAAGCCUGAACCUCAGCAAACUGUUGACAGAACCGCUGCUGAAGGAGCUCAGCAAUUUGGCAGAAGGGCGAAGCAGAGAACGAUUGCGGCGAUCCAGCAGGCGGCAGACGCGACGGAGGUUGAGGAGAUCUUAAAGAAAUUGGGAUCAACGGGCCUGAGAGUUAGUAUGUUUGCGGAGCUGAUAAAGUUGGGGGAUGUGGACCGUAGCAAGCAGGUACUGGACCUGCUCCAUUCGUACGGCGUCGACAAGUUGGUGGUCAGCUACAACAAGCUCCUGUCCCUGCUUCUUUCCGUAAACCGCCUGCAGGACGCGGAGGCGCUUGUGCAGGAGAUGCGAACCAAGGGCGUCGAACCCAAUGGGGCAACGUACAACAUUCUCCUGACUGCGCUUGUGAGCGAAGGCCGCCUCAAGCAGGCGGACUACCACUCGAAGGCACUAGAGCCCAUCCUCAAAGGAAUGGCGGCCGAAGGGGAGGGAGAUGCCCCGCAUGACUUUGAGUUCCGGAGCCUGGUUCUGGCAUAUGUGCGGCGGGGCAUGAUAGCUGAGGGUUUGGCGUUGCUGCGAAAGCACCACGAUGCGGGGUUAAAGCUGACGGCGUUUGCCUACAACAAGCUGCUGGAGAGCUGUGCGGAGAAGGGGUCACUUCGACAGACGGAGAAAGUGCUCGAUGCGAUGAAAGCAACGGGAACGGAGCGUGAUAUUGCAACUUACAGCGCUCUCCUUGGGAUUUACACCAAGAAGGCCCUGCUUCUCGAAGCAGAAAGUGUGCUACGAGACGCGCUGGCGGCUGGGCUGCGGCCCGACGCGCGCUUCUACAGCAUCCUCAUGGCGGCCUAUGCAGAGCGGGGGCUGCGGGAGAAGGCGGACGGGGUUUUGGCGACGAUGGCAGCCAAUGGUUGCCAACCGGAUGUGGUGACGUACAACACGUUGGUGGACGCGUAUGCGAAGCAGGGCAACAUGGAGGGGGGAGAGAAGGUCCUGGAAACGAUGGAAGCUGAGGGGAUAAGUCCGGACGUGGUUACUUUCACGACACUGAUUGCAGCGUGGGCGAGGCAGGGCCAGUUGGAGAGAGCGGAGGCGGUUUUGGAGCGGAUGAUUAUUGCGGGGCUGGAGCCGAAUGCAUUCACGUACACUGCUCUGAUCAGCGGGUUCGCGAAGCUAGAAAUGUUUAGGCAGGCGAACGAGGUGCUAGACAGGAUGCGGGAGGCGGGGGUACAAACGACGACGGUAACAUAUAACGCGCUUCUGACAGCGUACGCGCACGCAGGUAUGUUCGGUAGGGCCGAGCAGCUGCUUGCGGAGAUGGAGAGCGACGGGUGCCCUCCGAGCCUUGUCACUUAUUCGGUGUUGAUUAGUGAGUACUACCAGCAUGGCAAACCCGCAGCGGCGGCGAAGCUGAAAGAGUCGCUAAGAGGGACGGAAAUGUACGAAACGUUGGCACGGAACAAGCGGAGAAACUUCAAAAGGAAUGUGGAUUGAGGUUGACGAUGUCAUUUGAACGGAAUGAUUGCAUGGACAGGCAGCCCACGUGCUGUGUUGCAAUCCAGGGUUUGCUGAGUAGCUGUUUGUAUACGGAGCCGUUGCGUUGGGUUUCUCUAUCUGGAUUUUGCAGUCCUUUGCAUACUCUGGCCGAUAGACCGCCGACCAACCGUGUCGGCUCGGCUUCUUGCAGUAUCUGUAACCUGG
Molecule: messenger RNA, 2202 nt
Organism: Klebsormidium nitens
Lineage: Eukaryota; Viridiplantae; Streptophyta; Klebsormidiophyceae; Klebsormidiales; Klebsormidiaceae
Source: the annotation of a GenBank genome assembly